Entamoeba dispar SAW760 is the source of this 2208-nucleotide messenger RNA. RefSeq lists its product as uncharacterized. The record is from RefSeq and is a predicted model, not a curated record. Bases 1 to 2208 code for a protein of 735 amino acids. The transcript has a single exon. Gene Ontology annotation, cellular component: exocyst; membrane. Gene Ontology annotation, biological process: Golgi to plasma membrane transport; intracellular protein transport; exocytosis. Lineage: Eukaryota; Evosea; Mastigamoebida; Endamoebidae.
AUGAACGGAGCAAAAAAUCAACCAAGUUUGACAAAAGAAAAGAGAGAACAAUUUUCUGAUGUGUUAUAUUCAAUCUCUCAUAGUGAGAAGUAUGAAACAGUUUUAAAAGAAGUAAUUGAAAAUGGAAAAGAAAAUGAUCUUGAGGCCGUUCUUCAAGAAUAUGUUGACAAAAGAGAAACAGAAAUUCAAACCAUUUGCAAUGAUCAAUUCCAAAAAUUUAUUGGAUGUACUGAACAAUUAGGAACUGUUAAAGAGAAAAUGAUUAAAACACAAGAACGAUUAGAAAAAACAAGUUCACAAGCAAAAGAGUCAAGUGAUAUUUUAUUUAGUAAAAUUAAGUUAUUAAGUAAUAAUAGAGUUUCUACUGUUAACAUUAUGAAAACGUUAGGAUUUGUUGAAAAAUUAAAAACUAUAUUAGAAACAGUUAAAGGAAUUGAAGACGAUAUCAGUAAUGGUCAUAUCUCAAAAGCCUUUAUUGUUUAUGAUCGUUUAAGAAAAUUACAAAUAUUUGAACAAAAUGAAUAUAAAAUUAUUCAAUUAAUUAAUUUGAGACUUGAAACUAUCAAAAGUAGUAUUAAAAAUAAGGCUAUAAAAUUAUUUGAUAGAUGGUGUGAAGCUGUUAAUGAAGAUAAUGAAAAAAUUGGUAUUUCAAUACUUAAUCAUAACAAAGACUUUAUUGUUAAUAAUACUAAUUCUAAAGAAGAAGACUAUGAUGCUUUUGAAAAAUCUGAAAUUAAUUUUGUUUGGUUAUAUGAAGCCUAUUUUAUUCAUAUGUCUUUUCAUACUGAACAAGAUUUUAUUAACCAAUAUAAAGAUUUACAAGAACAACGAUAUACAGCAAUUCAAACUUGUCCAAAUCAAUCACUUCAACAAAUGUUAAGUAAAAUGUUAGGAUUUUUCGUGAUUGAACAUCAAGUUCAACAAACAACUGAAAACAUUGUUAAAUCUGAAGAUUUACAAAAAAUUUGGGGAGAUGCUGCUCAAAAACUCAAAGUAUUCUCUUCUGGUUAUCUCAAUCUUAAACAAGGAUUAGAUGUAUUCCUUAAAACUAAAGAUCAAAUGACAUAUUUUAUUAAAGCUGUUAAAGUUUAUGAUUAUGAUGCUUCUCCUUUAGUUGGUGCAUUACAAAGUAUUUUUGCUAAAUAUGCAAUCAAAAUUGGUGAACAAUAUUACGAAAAAUUAAAGGAUGAAAUUAAACCAGAAUUAUUCCAAGCUACUGCCCCUACUACAGAAUUACAAAAACAGUUUAUGACUCUUAUUGAAACUACCUCAAAUCCAAAUAUGAAAAGUAUUACAUUACCAACAAUAUAUUCAAGAGCUUUCUAUCUUUGUUUAGAAAAGGUAGUACCAUUCAUUGAGGAACUUGAAAGAUAUGAAAUGGAAUUAGAUAUAGCAUUAGAACCAAUAUGUGCUUCAGUACAAGAGUAUCUUUAUGAACUCUUAAAAAUUUAUCCUGAAUUUUUAAAAUCAAAUAAUAAAGCAACACUACAAAUGACAUAUCAAAUUAUGGUUGAUUUAGAAGGGUUUGAAAAAACAACUCCAUUAAUUUGUUCAUUAAUUUCUGAUCAUUUUGGUAAACGAUUUAGUGAUUUAACCAAAAUUGCAAAAGAGUUUAAUAUUAAACAAAAGACUGAAUCAAUUUAUAAAGGAGUAAAAGAAUGGAUUUGUGAAAAAUAUUUACAUACGAUACAAGAUUUUAUGAAAACGUGUGAUACAAUGUCAACAGUUUCAUCAGAAAAAUCACAUGAAUUUAUAGAUUCUAUUAUUAACUUUACUAAAAACCAGUUUUCACAAUUAUCUAUUUUAUCUCCAGUAGUUGUCUCAGAGAUUCAAACUCAAAUGUUACAAAAACUAAAUGAAUCAUUAACUAACCUUAUAUCUAAUUGUCAAAAAUUCAAUUGUAAUUUUAUUAAACAAUUCCAAUGUGAUAUUAUUGCAAUUGAAAACUUUUGUUUGUCUAAUCCUACAUUUAAAAGUCAAGUCUAUACUUUUGUUUGGUGUAAACAAGUAGCAACAUUCUUUAACUCCCCUCAUCCUGAAGAGUUCUUAGUUGAAGAAACAAGAAAUAAACUUUAUAAUAAAUUAUCUGAUAAAACAGAAUUAACAACAUUAAUUAAUAAAUUUGAUACAAAUAGUCUCCCAAGAAAUGACCCUCGAAAGAAAGCAUAUAGCUCAGUAAAAGGACAACUCUCCAAAUUAAAGUUUUAA